AGCAGCAGCAUGGAGCCCCAGCACAGCUCACCACACACACCGCUGUAGGACACGAGCGCACACACACACACACACACACCAGGCGCCGGCAGACGGACAGCAGUGCAGAAGCGGGGAAGCAGCGGCCGUCAGCAGCUGGAUUGCCUUUCCCGCCCCGCCAUGGAGAGCUCCAUCACACUCUGGCAGUUCCUGCUGCAGCUGCUGGUCGACCAGAGCCACAAGCACCUCAUCUGCUGGACGUCCAACGACGGCGAGUUCAAGCUGCUCAAGUCGGAGGAGGUGGCCAAGCUGUGGGGGCUGCGCAAGAACAAGACCAACAUGAACUACGACAAGCUGAGCCGGGCGCUGAGAUACUACUACGACAAGAACAUCAUCAAGAAGGUGAUCGGACAAAAGUUCGUCUACAAGUUUGUGUCGUUUCCCGAGAUCCUGAAGAUGGACCCUGCCCUGGUGGAGUCGGGCCGCUGCAGCGAGGGGAGCGGCGGCGCCGCGUCCGAACCCGAGGCCGAAGACGAGGACGGGGCCGAGAGGAACCAGUACCUCCACUCUGGCCUGUACUCCUCCUUCACCGUCGGCUCCCUGCAGCGUCCAAUCAAGACGGAGCCCCGGUCGGACCGCCACGAUGACGGCUCGUCCGUCAUCCGCUUCGUAACCAACCGCGGGCGCGCUUCCCUGCCCUGCACCCCGCCGCCGUCCUCGGCGGAGAACUCUCACUCCUCCAGACUGUCUCCCCGGCCGGCCCGCUCCUCCUCCCCCGGCUCCCCGUCCCCGCCGCGGAGCCCCGCCCCCCCGCCGGCGAGGCCGCGGUUCGCCGACGCCGACGAGUCGGAGGGCAGCAGCCAGCCCCUCAACCUGUCGUCCGGCCUGAGGGAGAGGGAGAGGUCGCAGAGCGCCGCCGCCUCCGAGAGGCGAGGACUGGCCGGCGGCACGCCGCUGAAAGGCAGGAAGCCAAAGAGUCUGGAAAUCUCCGCCCCGUCUCUCCUCCUGACAGGAAGUGACCUCGUCUCCAUAGCGCUCAACAGCCCGGCGCUGCCCUCGGGGUCCCUGACCCCCGCCUUCCUCACGGCGCAGACUCCAUCUGGCCUGCUGCUCGCUCCCAGCCCUCUGCUCUCCAACAUCCACUUCUGGUCCAGCCUGAGUCCAGUGGGACCCCUGAGCCCCGCCCAGCUGCAGAGCCACGCCCCCCUCUUCCAGUUCCCCUCCCUGCUGAACGGACCCCUCCCGGUGCCGCUGCCCGCCGUGGACGCCCCCUCCCCCCUGCUGCUCUCCUCCAGCUCCCAGAAGUCCUGAUGCCAGCCUCCCCGCCGACCCCGGCACAGAUCGGGACCACCGGGGUCAUCGGAUGACUGAGGAUGACCCCCCCCCAUCCCCCCGCCCCGUUCAAACUUUUUCAUCUGUUUCUUUGCUUUUAUCACCGAAGGAACAGCUUCGUUGUGAAGCUUUGCUCUCUGAGACGAGUAUUUUUUGCAUUUAGACGCGUCUUCCUAUGUUUACUACAGUUCAGUUUUGUUAUCUGUGUUUAGCGUUUUUUUCAGGAUUAAAACUGGUGAAUGUGUUCAUGAUGAUGCAAAGGAGGGACUGAAGAAGGAUAUCUUGUUAUUUUAGGGUCAAUCUCAAAAUCCGCACCUCGGAUCUGAAGGAUUCAUGAGGUAAAAGAAAGAUGUGCGGGUGUAAUGUCAAGAGAACCGCCCCGAAUCUCAGUCUGAUCCUAACGGGACCUUAACUGGACGAAUGGACGCCACAGGCUCCAGCGGCCUGUGAAGAGUGACAAUCAAGCCCUCAACGAUUUAAAUAAAUGAGAAAACACGCAGAAACGUACAGAAGCGUAUUGCACUCACACCACAAACGACAGGUUAGUUUUUCUGAGCCAAAGUGAAAUUUUAAUGGAAAUUCAAUCAGCUGUUUUCAUUUAACUAACAUUUCUUUACUCCAAAAAUAGCAGGGUUUUUUUUUUUUUUUUUAAUUACAUUUAUUCUAAUAAUUUCUCUUUGGAGCAAGCUUAAAAAAUAAAUUUAUUUUUUUUAAAUGUAAUGAAAAUUUUUCAUGAGAAAAUGAACUUAUAUAGAUUUUUUUAAUCAAUAUUUUUUCUGAACUUACAAGAAAUCUUGUGUCAAAAUGAGAAAAUUUGCUUUUUUUUUCCAGAAAAGCAUUUAUUAGCUAAUGAAAAAUUUACAAAAAACUCCAUAUAUUUUCUGAGAAGUAUACAAAUAUAUAUAUUUUCAGAUAUACAAACUUUUUUCUGAACUGACAUUUUGAAAUGCAGUUUACCUUAAUGCAAAUUAAUAAUAAAACUGCUUUUUUAAAGACUUGUAGAUACAUUAUUUUCUUAAAUGCAUAAUUCCAUUAAAUGCAGUUGAAGCAGUUUUUGGAAUAAUUUGAGAACCAAAAAAAUCCUUUAAAUAUUUUGAAAACAUUUUUAAUGAAAUAAAUCAGAAAAUGCUGUUUUAUUUCUUUAUUGAAAAUCAUUGUUUUCUAAAUGAUGAGAAUUGGUUGCCUCCACCCCAAAAAAGAGCAGUUUUUCGGCAUUUUUCCAAGUUUAAAAGGAUGAAUUUUCUUUCCAGUUAUUUUUUCCUUGAAACGGAGAUGAAAAUCUUCUACAGAAAGUGUUUUUCUAUUAAUGAAACUUAAAGAAUAUUGCUGCUUUAGAUAAAUUCUGCCGCAGUUACUUUUCCAAAGGCGUGUUAAAUAUUUAAAAUCAUCUGGAUACUGUUGCAUAAAUUAAUCAUAUAGAUUAAAAAAAAAAAAAAGAUUUUCUUCUUUCUGUGAGAAGCAUGCUUCUGUACAAAGACUUACAGUUUCAGACGUUGAAAGAAUCUCAGGAUUUUUGGUUGUUUCGCUUUAAAAAAAUCAGUCCGAUCUGAGAAGUUUGAGCCAGACGUAACCGAGAGAUGAAGGCGGACGGACUCCUGGCAGAGAGGCUGCUGCUGAGAGACGCUGUGGAAGUGUUUUAUUUUCUGUAUAUUGACUCGUAUUUUUAAUGCACUGUACCUUUAAACCUUGUACCGGCUGUGCCUUUGAACAUGUAAAACGUAUGGAGAUGUGUUCAGCUUCAAUCCACACUCAAGGUCAAAAUUGCACAAAGUUUUUUUUUGUAAAAUGGCUUUUGAUUAUUGUUUUUCUUGCUUUUCUUUUAUUUGUAAUAAGAGAGAAAUUGUAUUCUCAUUGAUUUCCUUGUUUUCUUCAUUUAAAAAAACAAAUAAAUGUCACUGUUUUGAUGA
Messenger RNA from Salarias fasciatus (jewelled blenny), 3218 nucleotides. It is a transcript of the gene elk3, whose product is annotated as ETS transcription factor ELK3. The record is from RefSeq and is a predicted model, not a curated record. NCBI's taxonomy places the organism in Eukaryota, Metazoa, Chordata, Actinopteri, Blenniiformes, Blenniidae. Gene Ontology annotation, cellular component: nucleus. Gene Ontology annotation, molecular function: sequence-specific DNA binding; DNA-binding transcription factor activity, RNA polymerase II-specific. Bases 160 to 1290 code for a protein of 376 amino acids. Gene Ontology annotation, biological process: cell differentiation; regulation of transcription by RNA polymerase II. The transcript is spliced from 5 exons.